Messenger RNA from Eriocheir sinensis (Chinese mitten crab), 2673 nucleotides. RefSeq names its product protein diaphanous homolog 1-like. The coding region runs from base 562 to 1392 and encodes 276 amino acids. NCBI's taxonomy places the organism in Eukaryota, Metazoa, Arthropoda, Malacostraca, Decapoda, Varunidae. The transcript is spliced from 5 exons. The record is from RefSeq and is a predicted model, not a curated record.
CCCAGCUGCCACCUCCCGCCCACCAGUUUUUCGUAGAAAUACUAUAGGGUGCCAAAUAACUCAUAGGGGUGCCUCUUUUCAGUGAUUCUGCCUCCAGUUUGUCAUACCUAUUUUUGAAAGAGGUCACACUGGUGCUCUCUACAACACUGAAAGAGAGAUGGUUUCAUUUGGUCACCACUUACCUUAGUGAUGGUAGAGGCUAGGGAGCUAAAUAACUCAUAGGGGUUCCUCUUCUCAGUGAUUCUGCCUCCAGUUUGUCAUACCUAUUUUUGAAAGAGUUCACACUGGGGCUGUCUACAACACUGAAAGGGAGACUGUUCCAUUUGGUCACCACUCUGGCAUUGAAGAAGUUCCUCCUCUUUGUAGCCCAGGUGGAGUGGAAAAAUUUUGGCGGCUUUUCCGAUACCCUAUGCCCCUGUCCACCCAGCAGUGAAUGGGUACAAGGAAAACAUCAAUGAAUCCAGUACAGUAGCAGCAGCCUCACCACCACCCAGUGCCAGGAAGAGGAAAGGGGCAGCAGGAGAAGCUGGCAAGAAGGAAGGGGCGGGUGUCUCCAAGAAAAUGCGUUCCUUUCUGCAGGAACAGGAGGCCACAGUUGUGGCUGUCAUCACUGCCUGCCAGGAGGCUCAGUCCCAGCUGGACCAGUACCAGGCCUGGGGUGAGCGGCAGCAGCAGCAGCUGGAGGACAGCCUCCAGGGACUGGUGGACCAGAGCAGGAGUGCCAGAGAGCUCAUACAGCAGGAAAUGUUGCGUGUGGCGGCCAAGAAGGAGGAGGCAAAGAAGAGGGAGCAGGAGCUGCUGGCCGUGCAGAUGUUGCUUACUCCUGCAACAGAGCAAGAGGCAUGCAUGGCAGUGGCUGAGGUGUUUCACUGCACCAGUGAGGCAGAGCAGGUGGUGGAGGAGUACCAACAGUGUUUUCCUGAUGCCAGCAUCCUCACCACCACCAAGAAGGUGAGAGAGGCAUUUAAGGCAGCCCUGGAGGCUGCCCAGGCUGUUCAGGCAGCUCCAGACACUGUCACUACAGAAGAGCCCAGGGCCCAGUUCCCUGUCAGUCCCAGAAGAGCCAAGGCCCCAGUCUGUCCCAGACCUCACCAUCAUGGUAAAACUGAAGGUCAAGGACCUCCGCCGCCUGACAAAGCACGCAAGGAGCCUGCUGCAGGCUGGCCAAGUGUUAGCUGUGCACCAGGUGGAAGGUCAGCACCGACAUGCAAGAAUAAGUCUCGAAGCUGGCCGGCUGUUCCUCCACGCCCUGAAGGAGCAAUCCCUGCCGCGGGAUGCGGCAACCCUGCAGGUCAGCGAGGUCGUGCCACCCUCCCCCCCCUGCAUGGUGUUCCUGGACCUGUCCUGGCCGGGCCACGCGCCGCGCCGGGUCCACAUCCGUCUAGGCUCUGACACCCCGCGGGGGCGGCAGUUCAUGCUUUUGUGCAUGGGGCAGUGUGGCCCCUCCUACCUCAACACCAAGUUGUUCAGGGUGGAGAACAAGGGGGAGCCGGGAGAGUGUGUGAGGGGCGGAGACUACGAGAGUAAUGAUGGUACAGGGACAUGUCAGCUGCUGCCUUUCCUUGAUCGGGGUGUGUACCAGGAGUCGCACUGGGCAGGGGAUGUGUUUGCGAAGCGGCUGGGGAAGGGUCUGUUUGGCAUCCUCACCAGGGACCAUCAAGCUGAGGAGUGGGGGAUUGAUGUCUUCAGUGAGGUGGUGGAGGGACUGCAUGUGGUGGCCGAGGCAGCCCUACACAGCAACAUUAUGGAGGUGACUGUAGUAGACUGUGGUGUGGUGUUGAGAGGGUAAUGGCCUGCACCACCACCAUCACCACAGCAACAUUAAGGAGGUGACUCGUGGACUGUGGUGUGGUGUUGUGUGGCCUGCACCACCACCACCAUCACCACCAUUGUGGAGGUGACUGUGGUAGAAUGUGGCGUGUUGAUGCGUUCAUAAAAAUAACAUCCGUGUAAUGUUUCCUUGCCCACGGAAUAGCCUGACUAACCCUCUCUUUAUAGACUACAAGUUACUGAAACUGCCAGACCUAAUGCACCUCCAGACCUGUCUGUCUGUACACAGCGCUUUGUACUCACACCCACCUGACUGUGCCCUUCAUCCAGUCACUCGCAAUGACGGUAACAGUGGCCUUGACACUCAGAAUCCCAUCAUGCUUGGACACCUUCAGUGCUGUCUGGCUGGUUGUCAUCAUUAAGUAUUUACCCCUGUCUUUGUUUAGGAGUGGCACACAGCCCUCUGGCACUCUGUGUGUUUCCUGUAUGCUGGUUGUCAUCAUUAAGUAUUUACCCCUGUCUUUGUUUAGGAGUGGCACACAGCCCUCUGGCACUCUGUGUGUUUCCUGUAUGCUGGUUGUCAUCAUUAAGUAUUUACCCCUGUCUUUGUUUAGGAGUGGCACACAGUCCUCUGGCACUCUGUGUGUUUCCUGUAUGCUGGUUGUCAUCAUUAAGUAUUUACCCCUGUCUUUGUUUAGGAGUGGCACACAGCCCUCUGGCACUCUGUGUGUUUCCUGUAUGCUCUCUCCAGCCUCUGUCUCAGUUUGUGCCAGGAGCAAGCCACCAUCUGCACAAUGUAGUAUUGCUGUAGUAAAUGUAUCACUUUUAAAGCCAAUAUUGUAAGUUCGAAGCCUUCUUGUGGUGUCAUCUGUAAUAAGUAAAGACAGAAGUGUGGACCCAUUG